Molecule: messenger RNA, 1533 nt
Organism: Hansenula anomala
Lineage: Eukaryota; Fungi; Ascomycota; Saccharomycetes; Phaffomycetales; Wickerhamomycetaceae
Exons: 1
Coding region: 1-1533 (510 amino acids)
Biological process (GO): transmembrane transport
Molecular function (GO): transmembrane transporter activity
Source: RefSeq, a predicted model, not a curated record
AUGUCAAAUGAAGAGCGGCUUACUUCAGGAUAUACAUCACCACUGGUGAAUGAUUCAGAAAAGAAAAAGAAAGAGGAUCAUAAUGUUUCAACUAAAAAAUUGUCAAAGCAUACUGUUUUUGAUAAAUCUGAGAAAUAUAUCCUAGUUCUAUUGGCAGCUAGUACAGCUAUUUGGUCGUCGUUUGGUUCACCGAUUUACUAUCCUGCUCUACAAAUAUUGGAGAAUUACUUUGACAUCAGCGAGGAGUUAGUGAAUGUAUCUGUGGUGGUCUAUAUGAUCUGUCAGGGUAUAUCACCUACAGUAUUUGCCCCAUUUGCAGAUAGAUAUGGGAGAAGGCCAGUUUUGAUUGUUUGUUUGCUGAUAUUCAUAGGGUCGUCAAUAGGAUUAGCCGUUUCCAACUCAUACGCUUUAAUAUUAGUGUUGAGAUGCAUACAAUCAUUUGGAAUUUCUCCUGCCGUGGCAAUAGCAUGUGGUAUUACGGGUGAUUGGACAGAACGUAAAGAAAGAGGAUGGUUUGUUGGAUUGACAAGUGGAUUUACACUUUUUGGUCAAGCUUUUGGGGCUCUAAUAGGUGCAGCUUUAAUCGCAGCAUUCGAUUGGAGAGCUAUCUUUUGGUUUUUGGCUAUCGGUGGUUGUGUUACACUUUUAGUGAUGUUGUGUUGCUUACCAGAGACAAUGCGUUCCAUCGUGGGAAAUGGAUCAAUAACACCAAAGCACUUUAUCGAUAGAGCUCCAGCGCUAUUGAUCCCUUACUAUAAAAGAAAAUGGGAUCUUGAUGAUCCUGAUUAUUCCACUCUUGCUCCACAAAAGAAAACUGACUUUUUAGCCUCUUUAAAAAUAUUGAAAAAGCCUGAACUUGCAAUAUGUCUAUUGAAUGGUGCUAUUCACUAUGGAUUAUGGACAGUUCAACUAACCUCAUUGACGAACGAGUUGUCAAAAUCUUAUGGAUAUUCAGUCAUGAAGAUUGGUCUUUGUUACUUACCAGCUGGUGUUGGAGGUCUCUUUGGCUCUUUCUAUUCAGGUCGUAUACUUGAUUGGGUUUAUAGAAGAGAAUAUGUAAAGUUUGAAGAUAAAAAGAAGGCUGGUCUAAUCGGCGAAUAUGAGAAAUUCAAUAUUGUGAAAUCAAGAGUACUUGUUGCUGUUCCAUAUACUAUUGUCACUGAUGGGUUUACAUUGAUGUAUGGAUGGUGUUUGGCAAAGAAGGUACAUGUCUCAACCGUUCUAGUGAGUGAAUUUUUGAUUUCAAAUGGGUGCAUGGCUCUGGUUGGUAUUAACACUACAUUACUGAUUGAUCUCUAUGCUUCAAAUAGUUCUGCUGCUACUUCCUGUGUUAAUCUCACGAGGUGUCUCACAGGUGCUAUUUUUGUUGCAGCACUUACUUCUAUGAACAAAAGUAUGACAAUCGGUGGUACUUUUACAUUGAUGUGUGCUUUAGGGUUGAUAUCUGGUGCUCUACUAUACAUUCCUUUAAAGUUUGGUAUGAAAUGGAGCGCAGCUAGAGAUGCUAGGGAACAACGGAAACGAAAUGACUAA